AGAGCUUCCGUUCGUUAUUCUCCGUUCAUCGAUGGCGAAUUGUCACCACCGCUCGAACUCUUCCACCAGUGAAAUUUCUGUGUAUUUGGACGCCGACAGUAGCGCCAUUGCCUCUACUUCUUCAGGAAUUCAUCAAAUACGUCGCAGAAUGUGGCAGGACCAGAAGCUAAAGGUGUUGUGGCUGAAGCUGAAGCUGAAGCUGAACCAUCAUCAAAUCAGGGUCACCAUAAGAGCAACGGAAUCAGUGCAUUGGUUGCUAAGUUCUUCGAUGAGAAUGUUCACCCGAAGAAAAAGCUGAAAUGGCUAAAACGGACGCCCAUGGUUAAGAAUGAUGGUACUAUUGAAUUUGAAGUUCCAGGAGAUAUUAAACCACCUCAGUCUGUAGACACUGGAACGGGGGUUAAUAAUGAAGCUCAGCAUGAAUAUUGUGAGCCAACACCCAUUCCGGAUAUUCGGCCACUUCAAAUUGUACUGGUUAUAGUUGGCACACGGGGGGAUGUCCAGCCAUUUAUUGCGAUUGGGAAGCGUCUGCAGGUAGAUGGCCACAGGAUUAGGCUAGCAACUCACAAGAAUUUCGAAGAUUUUGUCUUGAAUGCAGGCUUGGAGUUUUACCCUUUAGGUGGAGAUCCCAAAAUUCUUGCUGGUUAUAUGGUCAAGAAUAAAGGCUUCUUGCCAUCAGGACCUUCAGAAAUACAUUUACAAAGGAAUCAGAUCAAGGCUAUUAUUAAUUCUUUGCUUCCUGCAUGCAACAGUACUUACCCAGAUUCUAAUGUUCCAUUUGAAGCAGACGCAAUAAUUGCCAAUCCUCCAGCAUAUGGGCAUACUCAUGUUGCCGAGUAUCUAAGAGUUCCACUACACAUAUUCUUCACAAUGCCAUGGACGCCUACUAGUGAAUUUCCUCAUCCUCUUUCACGUGUUAAGCAACCAAUUGGAUACAGACUGUCAUAUCAAAUAGUUGAUACUUUAAUCUGGCUUGGAAUACGAGACUUGAUAAAUGAGUUUAGGAAGAAGAAGCUGAAGUUAAGGCCUAUUACUUAUCUAAGUGGAUCUUAUAAUUCCCCUCCUGACGUGCCCUAUGGUUAUAUAUGGAGUCCUCACUUGGUCCCUAAACCAAAAGAUUGGGGGCCUAACAUUGACGUUGUUGGAUUUUGUUUCCUUGACCUAGCUUCAAAUUAUGAACCACCAAAAUCGCUAGUAGAUUGGCUUGAAGAAGGCAAAAAACCUAUUUAUGUUGGAUUUGGUAGCCUUCCUCUACAGGAACCCGACAAAAUGACAAAAAUUAUAGUUCAAGCUCUGGAAAAAACAGGGCAGAGAGGUGUUAUCAACAAAGGCUGGGGUGGUCUUGGGAAUUUGGCAGAACAAAAGAAAUCUGUGUACUUAUUGGACAACUGUCCGCAUGAUUGGCUAUUUCCGCGAUGCACUGCUGUGGUACAUCAUGGGGGUGCUGGAACAACUGCUGCUGGUCUUAGGGCUGAAUGCCCAACAACUGUUGUACCAUUCUUCGGGGACCAGCCAUUUUGGGGAGAGCGAGUGCACACUAGAGGAGUAGGUCCAGCACCCAUCCCGGUGGAUGAGUUUACAUUGGAAAGGCUGGUUGAUGCCAUACGCUUUAUGCUGAAUCCAGAGGUGAAAAAGCGUGCUGUUGAACUUGCUAACGCCAUGAAAAAUGAAGAUGGGGUGGGAGGAGCAGUUAAUGCCUUCUAUAAACAUUAUCCGUGGCAAAAGUCUGAUUCUGAGGCCGAGCCCAAGCCAUUAGCCUCAGGACAUAAAUGUUUCUCUAUACGAGGAUGCUUUGGUAGCUCAAAAUCUUCUAGAUAAAUAGCUUUCUUCAUUCAGCAUAUUCGUCCAUGUAAUCAUGUUCAUUCUUCUGCCAAAUUCUGAUAUAUCUGCAAUUAUGAGAUGUAAAUUGCCCUGGUGAUUUUGUUGAG
Messenger RNA from Gastrolobium bilobum, 1928 nucleotides. RefSeq names its product sterol 3-beta-glucosyltransferase UGT80A2-like. The transcript has 14 exons. Gene Ontology annotation, molecular function: UDP-glycosyltransferase activity; hexosyltransferase activity. The coding region runs from base 319 to 1818 and encodes 499 amino acids. NCBI's taxonomy places the organism in Eukaryota, Viridiplantae, Streptophyta, Magnoliopsida, Fabales, Fabaceae. Gene Ontology annotation, biological process: carbohydrate metabolic process. The record is from RefSeq and is a predicted model, not a curated record.